Molecule: messenger RNA, 1673 nt
Organism: Schistocerca piceifrons (Central American locust)
Lineage: Eukaryota; Metazoa; Arthropoda; Insecta; Orthoptera; Acrididae
Product: cholinesterase-like
Exons: 9
Coding region: 1-1614 (537 amino acids)
Source: RefSeq, a predicted model, not a curated record
AUGUCAUUGCAGGCCGAGGAUGUGUUGGUGACGGUGGAACAGGGUACUCUACUUGGAACCACGGCUACUAGCGUCUACAAUACCACUUACACGGCGUUUCUGGGUAUCCCGUACGCGGAACCACCCGUUGGAGAGCUACGUUUCCGGGAUCCACAGCCGGCAACGCACUGGGUAGGUGUAUACAAUGCUACUAAAUACGGCAGUGACUGCGUACAAGACACGGGAGAUGGCUCCGAGGACUGCCUCUACUUGAACGUGUUCGUCCCUGACGUUCCAGGGGAGGGUUCAGGUUUUCCUGUGCUCUUCUGGAUCCAUGGAGGGGGGUUCACCUACGGCAGUGGCUCAGACCAGCAGUACGGACCUGACUUCCUUGUCUCCUAUGGUGUCAUUCUUGUCACCAUCAAUUAUCGGCUUGGGCCACUAGGUUUCCUUAGCACCGGCGACGAGGUGGUGCCUGGCAACGCGGGCCUCAAAGACCAGUUGCUGGCGCUGAAGUGGGUUGGGCAGAACAUCGCGAGCUUCGGCGGUGAUCCGGACCUAAUCACAUUGCACGGGCAGAGCGCUGGCGGCAUGGCCGUCUCCUUCCACAUGGUCUCCCCACUGUCCACAGGUCUCUUCUCAAAGGUCAUAAUUCAGAGCGGAAACUUCAUCGGACAACCACUCUCCAUGGAAUGGGCCCGUAGGCACGCAAUCAGACUUGGAGCUGCCCUGGGAUUCGAGACUGAUGACUCUCAACAGCUGGUUGAUUUCCUACGCUCUCUCAAUGCAACAGACCUGGUGGUUGAUACGUCCUUGGUCCUGACAGAUGAGGAACAGGCGCUGUUCUCUUAUUCUCCUUGGUGGCCGCACAUUGAGCCAGAAUUGGAGGAUGCCUUUUUCUCGGAAUCUCCUAUUCAGAUGCUCACCGAUGGACGAUUCAACCGAGUGCCUAUUCUGACUGGGGUCACUUCCGCCGAGUUGGGUUACAAUUUAGUGAACGACGAAGACAAAAUCAGCAAUCUGAACAACACGUUUGUGGAGUCGGUGGGCCCAAACUUGCACUUACCAACACCAGAGCAGCAAGAGGAGGCAGCUCUUAAACUUAGGGAGUUCUACUUCGGCAACGACAGUAUAUCUGCGAAAUCCGAUGCUGACGAGCUUGUGGCUUUCAGCAACGAUUUGCGUUUUUUGGAGCCGACUGAUGCGCUCGUGAGGCGAGUGACGGAAAUGACAGAGCUGCCCGUCUUCUACUAUGAGUUUGAUUACCGUGGAAAGAAUGUAAACGUCACUCAAUGGGGUGUAAAACAUUCUGGUGAGCAGCCCUUCCUCUUCCUCAGAAAGGACACUGUGUACAACUUCGAUCCCGACUCAGAGGAAGAGAGAGUGCGCAGGAAUAUUUUGCGAUACUGGACCAACUUCGCUAAGUAUGGUAAUCCGACCCCAGAGGCAGACCCUGUGGUGUGGGAGCCGUACGACAACACAAACCGCAGCUACUUGCUGAUGCAGACCAACUUCACACUUGCCUAUGAUAAGGACGCAGAGAGGAUGGAGUUCUGGAACAAGAAUCUUGCGCUACUCCCCUACGCAGACGAUCUCUUAGAUAAUACGAAUGCAUCGUUUUAUGGCGAUAUGUAGUGGUAACAUUCACUGGAGUUCCCAACAGCGUCAAGUGAUUUGUGAGAGGAGUUCGUAAA